Molecule: messenger RNA, 714 nt
Organism: Cyclocybe aegerita
Lineage: Eukaryota; Fungi; Basidiomycota; Agaricomycetes; Agaricales; Hemipholiotaceae
Source: the annotation of a GenBank genome assembly
AUGCAACACUCGCCUACAGGCGGUCUUGAGGCCCUUGCUGGUCUCAUCCCUGUCCACCUCAUGCUGAAGAAGUUGGCAACACGUGCAGUGUAUCAUGUCGCUACCCUCUCAGACACUCAUCCUCUUUGCUCCAUGAUGGGCAAGAGACUCCUUAAGCGGGCUGAACCUCACACCCGCUCUGCCGCCUUGAUGACCCCAGCUAUGCGAGGGAAAGUCAAGAGCACUGUCAUGGAGGUGGAUGAGUGCGUCCACACCUUAACUGAGAGCCUUGAGCCCUUUGCACCUGGAGCUCAAUCUGGCAAUCAGUUACUGGACCACUAUGCGGAACGUCUCCAUUUUGACGAGCAUGAUCCUACCCAGGAUAGGCGCCCAUAUCUUGACAAGCUCAUUGCAAAUGCGAGGACUGACCCUUUCACAGUACUGGCUGCAGCUGAUGGCUCUGUCCCUCAGUCUAACCAGUAUCAGGUGACUUCGGCUGCUAUCAUCUACAAGGGACAUCGUGAGCUCAAAAGGACUUGCUAUGUCUCUGGCAGGGUUACUGCUCCAGAUGUGGAACUUAAUGCCAUUGUGUGCGCAGUUUGCCUUGCUGUCAAGCAGGAAAACUGCCAACAUAUUAUGGUCUUUACUGACUCUAUGGGCUCAGCCCAUAAAGCAGUUGACCCCUCCAUACAUUCUGGUCAGGCUUUUAGUCUGUCAGUCUGUCACGCUCUCUGA